CCACCUCUCUCGACCGUCAUCCCACCCCUCAUCCUAGGCACCGCAACCUUCAACACCCAAUACCACCCCUCGCCCGACCUCGACCUCUCCCUCCCGAUCCUCCGCCAUGCCCUCGCCCGCGGAAUAAGAGCAAUCGACACCUCCCCCUACUACGGCCCCUCAGAGCGCCUCAUCGGCGCCGCCCUACGCACCCUCUCCAGCGAACAAUCCCCGUCAUCGCCACCCCGCCUCCCGCCCCGCGAAUCCCUCUUCCUCAUCACCAAAGCCGGCCGCAUCGGCCCCUCCACCUUCGACUACUCCCCCGCCCACAUAGCCCACUCCGUCCGCCGUUCCUGCGCCAGGCUAGGAACCCCCUACCUCGACCUCGUCCACUGCCACGACGUCGAGUUCGUCCCCGCCACCGCCGUCGUCUCCGCCGUCCGCGAGCUCCGCCGCCUCCGCGACUCCGAAAACCUCGUCCGCUACAUCGGCAUCUCCGGCUACCCACUCCCCGUCCUCGCCCACCUCGCCGACCUCAUCCUCCGCGAGACGGGCGAACCCAUCGACGCCGUGCAGUCCUACUCGCACUUCUGCCUCCAAAACGACCGCCUCGCCCACCACGACGUCCUCCGCCGCUUCCGCGACGCCCGAGUCGCCGUCGUCACCAACGCGAGCAUGCUCUCCAUGGGCCUCCUUACCUCCCGCGGCGCCGAUGCUGGGCCCCAGGCUACCUGGCACCCCGCUCCCCGGCCUCUUCGCAUCGCCUGCCGCGACCUCGCCGACCUGGCUUCCGCCGAGGGAGAGAAACUGGAGGACGUGGCGCUGCGGUGGGCCAUGGCCGCCUGGGCCCGUCGCGGCGCCGAGUUUGGUUCUUCGGCUCCUCCCCUCCCUUCCGGUCGGAGGAGGGUGGGCGUCAGCGUCAUGGGCGUAACGAAGCCUUCCGAGCUGGAAGAAACCUGCCGCGCCUGGGAAGACGUCAUCCGCGACCUCGACCUGCGCGGCGACAACAGCAACAACAACAACAACAACAACAACGACGACGACGACAACAACCACCCCAUCACCCCCGACUCUGCAUUUCUUUCCCCCGAGGACGCCGCCGUCCUGGCCCGCGCUGACAAGAUGCGCCGCCUGGCCGACGACCAGAUGCGCCCCGCCCUGGGCGAAUGGCACAACUACAGCUGGGAGAGCUCGCCGCCGGGCUUCGUCAACGAGCGGAGAGCUUUCGGUGUGCUUCCCGAAGAUCGUGAC
Sodiomyces alkalinus F11 is the source of this 1230-nucleotide messenger RNA. Its product is annotated as Aldo/keto reductase. Gene Ontology annotation, biological process: dehydro-D-arabinono-1,4-lactone biosynthetic process. The transcript has 2 exons. The annotation marks the transcript as partial. Gene Ontology annotation, cellular component: cytosol. The record is from RefSeq and is a predicted model, not a curated record. NCBI's taxonomy places the organism in Eukaryota, Fungi, Ascomycota, Sordariomycetes, Glomerellales, Plectosphaerellaceae. Gene Ontology annotation, molecular function: D-arabinose 1-dehydrogenase [NAD(P)+] activity.